Chironomus riparius is the source of this 1028-nucleotide messenger RNA. Lineage: Eukaryota; Metazoa; Arthropoda; Insecta; Diptera; Chironomidae. The record is from the annotation of a GenBank genome assembly.
GGAAUAUAUUAGUUGGAUCGUAAAAUGGGGAAUUGUUUAAAAUGCUUUAACACGAAUAAUUCAAGUGACAAUGCUGCAAGCGCUCAACGUAUUCAAAUAUCAGAGAAAAUUAGUCAAGAUAGUCAUUUUGAAACAGAAGAGUUACUUCAGACAACAAAUCUGAAUCACAAAUCAAACCAUUACGAUAGCAACAAUUUAAACAAAAUGUCAUUAGUAAUAAAUGGAAACAGUAGCUUAAUUGAUGACAAGACAACAAUUCAAUCAGUAAAAGAAUCACAACUGACUGACAAUGCAAUAAAUAAAUUAUUUGAAGAAUAUAAAGAUAAAGAUGAGGAUACAAUUUUAUCUGAAGGGAUUGAAAGACUUUGCCAGGAUUUACAAUAUUCUCCUGAUGAAUUUUCAAUCUUAGUAUUAGCUUUUUGUUUGGAUGCAAAACAAAUGUGUAAAUUUUCGAAGCAGGAAUUUAUUUAUGGACUGAAAAACCUCAAUGCAUCUACAGUAAAUGAACUUCGCUUACGCAUAAUUCAUAUCGUCGAAAAACUUCAAGUUGAUGAUGAUCUCUUUAAGCAACUAUAUCGUUUCACAUUUCAUUUUGGAUUAGACGAAGGAGCUAGAAUAUUGAAUCUUGAUAUGGCGAUGAGUUUAUGGAAAUUAGUUUAUUCUGUACAUACUCCUGAUAACAAUCUACUGGAAAGAUGGCUUGGUUUUCUCUCAAAAGAAAACAUUAGAGGAAUUCAAAGAGAUACAUGGCUUAUGUUUCAAAACUUUGCAGAAUGCUUUGAUAUAAAUUCAUAUGAUUCAGAUGAAGCAUGGCCCAGUUUAUUUGAUGAUUUCGUCGAGUAUGAAAUUACAAGACUAAAAGAAAAGGAUCAAAACAAUGACGAUGAAGCUGAACAAUAAUUUUAAAUUUUUAUGAAUUAUAACAAUUUUUGAACUAGACGAAGUUUAAAAAAAAAUUAUGUUUGAUACAAAAACACUAAUUAUGUUGUUCAAUAACUAUAUUGACAUUUUUACUUUUUAAGUACCCA